AUGAGCAACAAAUUCUCAUUUCAAAACACCCGCGCUCUCUUAUUUUGUUCAAUUAAAGCACUUAAGAAGAUUAGUUUGCUCAUUUACCUUAUGAUUGUGGUAUUUUUUAUUUUUUGGGGUGUAGGUGUGGUAGUGGUAUUUUUUGUUCCGACCAGUCUAAGAGGCUCAUUAAAUCACAAUUUUAAAACCAGACACAGCGACUUUGUUGAGUCUAAUCUGUCAUUCACCAAUAAAUGGGGUAAAGAACACUCUAGAAUAUUUUUGCAUCAUUUAAACGCCGGUAGAAAUGAUUCUGUGCAAUUCAGACAGCAUCGAUUGAUGUCUCAGUGGAUAUUUCUCCAUGCCACAUCACUGAUUAAUGGGAAAUUUUCCACGGUGUUUAGCAAAUGCAAUACAAUAUACAAACCUUUCCUUAUUCAUCCAAUCAUUCAUUUCUCCACUGACUCAUUCAUUUAUUCUAUUUCAUUUCAUUUACUCAUUAUAUUCCACUCCAUUCAUUCACUUCUUUAUUAA
Messenger RNA from Echinococcus granulosus, 513 nucleotides. RefSeq lists its product as hypothetical. Lineage: Eukaryota; Metazoa; Platyhelminthes; Cestoda; Cyclophyllidea; Taeniidae. The coding region runs from base 1 to 513 and encodes 170 amino acids. The record is from RefSeq and is a predicted model, not a curated record. The transcript has 6 exons.